AUGCAGGUCUCCAACUGGUUCAUCAACGCGAGGGUCAGGCUGUGGAAGCCGAUGGUGGAGGAGAUGUACUCGGAGGAGAUGAAGGACCCGCAGCAGGAGGGCGGCGGCGCCUGCAGCAACGCGAACAACAGCGUGAACACUAGCAGCUACGCCUACGAGCUAGGGCAGCAGCAGCUGGGGCACGGGGGCGCCAGUGGCGUGGACGGCGGCGGCGGCGAGCGGAAGCCGACGCGGGCGCAGCUGGUCCACGACGCCGGGUCGCUAGCCUCAGUCGUCAGCAUCGGCAGCAGCAGGCAGGACCAGCAGCAGCAGAUCAGCAGCAUCAAUUUUGGCAUGAUGGACCACCUCGACUUCGACGCAUACAACGACGACCCCGCCGCGGCCGGCGGGCCAGCUGGCGGGUUCGGUGGCGGUGGUUCUGGCGGCGUGUCGCUCACGCUCGGGCUGCAGCAGCACGCGGACGACCCGCACGGCGGCGUGAACAUCGCGUUCGCCGCCGCUCCGUCGGCGGCGCACGAGUUCCUGUUCAUGGCAGGCGGUGGCGAGCAGCAGAUGGUCGCGGGUGGCGCCGUGCACCCGUCCCACGGACACGGUCACCACAGUCAGUUCUCCGCCAGCAUGCAAGGCGACGGCGUGGCCUCCUCGCACUACCACCGGGGCCUCAGCGCCGCCACCGGGUUCCAGCUCCUCCACGACCUGGCCGGCUGA
This is a messenger RNA of Miscanthus lutarioriparius, 708 nucleotides long. Lineage: Eukaryota; Viridiplantae; Streptophyta; Magnoliopsida; Poales; Poaceae. The record is from the annotation of a GenBank genome assembly.